UUUUGAUAUUUGACCCAAAUCCAGAAUUUCUUUACUUUGCCUUUGCGAAAGCUUUUUUCCGAUCACCGAACUCUUCUCCGGUGUCAUCAGAAUUUUGAUACCCAAAUCGGUUCGAGCCACACACCAUGAGUGACCUCCCUCCUUACCCGCCGCUUGAUCCUUCUAACUACGAUCUCAUUGUCGUCGGAACCGGAGUUUCUGAGUCCGUCUUCGCCGCCGCUGCUUCCUCCUCCGGUAGUACUGUUCUCCACCUCGACCCUAACCCCUUCUACGGCUCUCACUUCGCCUCUCUUUCUCUUCCCGAUCUCACUUCUUUCCUUCACUCAAACUCCGCCUCUCCUCCUCCUCCGCCGCCGUCAUCUCCUCCAAUUCCGCCGUCAAACAGUCAUGAACUCAUCUCAGUGGAUCUUGUCCAUAGAUCCUUGUACUCCUCCGUCGAGAUAUCGAGCUUCGAUUCGAAGAUCCUCGAAGAACACUCUAGGAGAUUUAACGUUGACUUGUGUGGUCCUAGGGUUGUCUUCUGCGCCGAUGAAUCAAUUAAUCUCAUGUUGAAAUCAGGAGCUAACAAUUACGUUGAGUUCAAGAGUAUCGAUGCGAGCUUCGUUGGGGAUUCGAGCGGUGAGCUACGAAACGUGCCGGAUUCGAGAGCUGCGAUUUUCAAGAGCAAGAGCUUGACUCUGUUGGAGAAGAAUCUACUGAUGAAGUUCUUCAAGCUUGUUCAAAAUCAAUUGGCCGAAAGCGAUGAUGAUACAACAACAACAGUGAAGAUAUCGGAGGAAGACAUGGAGAGUCCAUUUGUGGACUUCUUGGCAAAGAUGCGUUUGCCACCCAACAUCAAAUCGAUCAUCUUGUAUGCCAUUGCGAUGUUAGAUUAUGAUCAAGACGAUAUGGAAACUUGUAGACAUUUACUCAAGACCAAAGAGGGUAUAGAUCGAUUGGCUCUGUACAUCAAAUCUAUGGGCAGGUUUUCUAAUGCACUUGGAGCGUUGAUAUAUCCAAUUUAUGGACAAGGAGAACUUCCUCAAGCCUUUUGUCGUCGAGCUGCUGUCAAAGGAUGUAUCUAUGUUCUUCGGAUGCCUAUUACUGCUCUGCUUUUAGACAAGGAAACUGGGGGUUACAAAGGGGUUAGAUUAGCUUCUGGUCAAGAGAUAUUCAGCCAAAAGUUGAUUCUGGAUCCAUGUAUUAAUGUUGGAUUGGAGUCGCUGUCGUCAUUGACAGAUCAACAAAAUGAAACUCUCAGGGUUCUUGUCCCAAAGGCGAUGAUCAAUAAGGAGAAAAUAGCAAGAGGAAUAUGCGUCAUUAGAGGUUCUGUGAAAUCUGAUAUAUCGAACGCUCUUAUCGUAUAUCCACCUAAAUCUUUGUUUCCUGAACAGCUAACUGCAAUUCGGGUUCUGCAGCUUGGUAGUGGUUUAGCAGUUUGUCCUGCUGACAUGCAUGUGUUGUAUUUUUCCACUCUCUGCGAGAACGAUGACCAAGGGAUAAAAGCGCUGUUAUCAGCCAUGGGUAAUCUCAUCAGAUUGCCUGUUCCUGAGAACGAUUCUGUUGUUGAGAAUGAUACUUGUGAGGCAAAACCUCUUCUACUCUGGAGAGCACUGUACGUGCAAGAGCUAGUCAAGGGUGAAUUUGGAGGUACCAUCAGUUCCAUGCCUAGUCCAGAUGAAAAUUUGAACUACAAAGAGACAGUGGAAUCAGCCGUGAAGCUAUAUGAACAAAUCAUGGGGAGUGAAGAGUUAUUUAAAGAAGAGACCUCACUGGAAAACACAACGGAGGAAAACGAGGGUGGUGUUGAAAUAGAAGAAAAUUGAAACCGUUUGGUUUUAAAACUUGUUAUACACAUUGAUUUAUUUUUUUUAUUUUUUUUCACAUUUUCUUUAUCUUUUGUCAUCUGAAAUUUAUCAGAUUAGGAGAGUAAACAACGUAACUUUAACUUUAUAGAGA
Messenger RNA from Camelina sativa (false flax), 1938 nucleotides. Its product is annotated as rab escort protein 1. The record is from RefSeq and is a predicted model, not a curated record. Gene Ontology annotation, biological process: vesicle-mediated transport; small GTPase-mediated signal transduction; intracellular protein transport. Gene Ontology annotation, molecular function: GDP-dissociation inhibitor activity. Gene Ontology annotation, cellular component: nucleus; cytosol; cytoplasm. Lineage: Eukaryota; Viridiplantae; Streptophyta; Magnoliopsida; Brassicales; Brassicaceae.